Rhinolophus ferrumequinum (greater horseshoe bat) is the source of this 3404-nucleotide messenger RNA. It is a transcript of the gene FUBP3, whose product is annotated as far upstream element binding protein 3. The transcript has 19 exons. Gene Ontology annotation, molecular function: mRNA binding. Gene Ontology annotation, biological process: regulation of gene expression. NCBI's taxonomy places the organism in Eukaryota, Metazoa, Chordata, Mammalia, Chiroptera, Rhinolophidae. The record is from RefSeq and is a predicted model, not a curated record. Gene Ontology annotation, cellular component: cytoplasm; nucleus. Bases 393 to 2015 code for a protein of 540 amino acids.
UCACUGCCCUAAAGAGCUCAGAUCCUCAGUUUGCAGAAGGCCUGUAGUUGAACAUAAAAUGAAUUUUGAACCAUUGAGAAGACUUUCUGCUUCUCUUGAGCCAGUGGUUGAACUCAUAUUCUUGGACAACCUGCUUAAGAGGGAGGGAGACCCUCCGUUAAAUGCUGACCUAAUGUGGAUUGUUGAAGCAGUGGUGUGUACUACUAGCAGAGAGAACUUCAUUGGAAAUGUUCCCAGCUCUGAAAUGCACCAUUGACUGGAGCAGUGAUAAGCCCAAUGGAGACACUGCUGUGAGUGUGUUACUUCUGAAUAUUAACAGCUGGAGGGCGAUACUAUCUCCAAGGAUUUGAUGGCCUUUAAAAACUAAAGAAAAAUAACAGAUUGCUGCUAAAAUGGAUUCAAUUCCUCACUUGAAUAAUUCCACACCUCUAGUGGACCCCUCAGUGUAUGGCUAUGGAGUACCAAAACGGCCGCUGGACGAUGGAGUAGGUAACCAGUUAGGGGCCUUGGUACAUCAAAGGGCAGUAAUAACAGAAGAAUUCAAAGUGCCUGAUAAAAUGGUUGGAUUUAUUAUUGGCAGGGGAGGUGAGCAGAUUUCACGGAUUCAAGCAGAAUCUGGUUGCAAAAUUCAGAUUGCUUCAGAGAGUUCUGGGAUUCCCGAGAGGCCCUGUGUACUUACCGGAACCCCAGAAAGUAUUGAACAAGCCAAACGGCUCCUGGGGCAGAUCGUGGACCGCUGUCGGAACGGACCUGGCUUUCAUAAUGACAUAGACGGCAACAGCACGAUCCAGGAGCUCCUCAUCCCUGCGUCUAAAGUGGGUCUGGUCAUCGGCAAAGGAGGGGAAACAAUAAAGCAGCUGCAGGAGCGGACAGGUGUGAAAAUGGUCAUGAUCCAGGACGGCCCAUUGCCUACGGGGGCAGACAAGCCUCUUCGCAUCACUGGAGACCCGUUUAAAGUACAGCAAGCAAGAGAAAUGGUAUUAGAGAUCAUCCGAGAGAAAGACCAAGCUGACUUUCGAGGUGUACGCAGUGACUACACCUCCCGAAUGGGAGGAGGCAGUAUAGAGGUGUCUGUUCCUAGGUUUGCUGUUGGGAUUGUAAUAGGAAGAAAUGGGGAAAUGAUCAAAAAGAUCCAGAAUGACGCUGGUGUGAGGAUUCAGUUCAAACCAGAUGAUGGGGUCAGUCCAGAGAGAGCGGCGCAGGUCAUGGGAGCCCCUGAGCGAUGUCAGCAUGCAGCGCACGUCAUCAACGAGCUCAUUCUUACAGCCCAGGAAAGAGAUGGCUUUGGAGGCCUCGCGGUAGCCAGAGGAAGAGGCCGUGGCCGUGGCGACUGGAGUGUGGGAACCCCUGGUGGAAUCCAGGAGAUAACAUACACAGUGCCCGCGGAUAAGUGUGGCCUCGUCAUCGGCAAAGGGGGUGAGAACAUCAAAAGCAUAAACCAGCAGUCAGGAGCCCACGUGGAGCUUCAGCGGAACCCCCCUCCCAACACCGACCCCAACCUGCGAAUAUUCACCAUCAGGGGGAUUCCUCAACAGAUCGAGGUGGCCAGACAUCUCAUAGAUGAGAAAGUUGGCGGGACCAGUCUGGGAGCACCUGGAGCCUUUGGACAGGGCCCCUUCAGCCAGCCACCUGCUGCACCUCAUCAAAACACCUUUCCUCCGAGGAGCUCAGGGUGCUUCCCUAACAUUGCUGCUAAAGUGAAUGGAAACCCCCACAGCACCCCUGUGAGUGGUCCUCCGGCUUUUCUGACCCAGGGCUGGGGCAGCACCUACCAGGCGUGGCAGCAGCCCACACAGCAAGUCCCAAGCCACCAGAGCCAGCCGCAGAGCAGCCAGCCCGACUACAGCAAGGCCUGGGAAGACUAUUACAAAAAACAGAGUCACGCUGCCAGUGCUGCUCCCCAGGCCAGCUCCCCACCGGACUACACAAUGGCCUGGGCGGAAUAUUACAGACAGCAGGUCGCUUUCUACGGGCAGACAUUAGGGCAAGCUCAGGCCCACAGCCAGGAACAGUAGGACAGUGACCUGCGGCUCCCCCACCCCGAAAUCAUUGUGAGCGGAAACCUGUUUAUAACAGAGGUUUUUAGAUUUGCAAACCUUUUGAUGAAGAACCUUUGUUUUAUUCUGUGAAACACUAUAUUUAGAUUAACAGAAUUUUUCUAAAAAUCGGGCAAUUAGUUACUAAAAAUUGGUGGUAAUUUUGUUUCAUUAUUUUUGUUAUUUCAAAUGUGGAAGCUCUGGGAUUCUUUUUGGAGCAAUAUCUGCAAAUUCAGGCACCAGAAUGCCUCAGAGCAGUGACAUUUCAACAUGGUGUGUUUUGUUCCGUUUCUUUUUUUUUUUUUUGCGUGUCUUUUUAUUUACAGUUUUUUCUGUUGCAACAGAAAAUGGCUUGGAAGUCUUAGGUGGUAUGUAACAAAUUCUUUUUAAAAAUUUUUAAACAGUAUUUAAAUAUUCUUAAAUGUGUAAAUUCAUUAAAUGUUUUACUUCUAAUUUCUUGUAUCUUGGCUGUCUGGUUUUAUUGCAUUUUUUUAAAAAAAACUAUUAUGUAUUGUAAUUAAUUAUGUGAAUUCUGAAUUGAGACAGGUAAUUGUAUUGCUGUCCAACGGGGAUUGGGAGGGGCGUUUUAUAGGGUUUGUAUAAUUUCUAGAGCUCUAAAGGGUAAUAUAAAAAUGUGUUCAUGUGUUUAGCAUACGUUUUUUUCAUGUCUCCAUUACCGGUUGCAAUUGUGUAUCUAAGACCUCCAAGCUUGUUUUAAAAACAAAACAAAAAACCUUUCUCUAUUCUCUCAGAAAUAUAAAUACUGUUAUUUUUAAUAUUAAAAAGAAAUUCGAUAUAACUUUUAACAAACACUGUGGAACAUUAAAACGCAUAAAAAUGUAGUAACUAUUUUUAAUUGCAAAGCGUUCUUUGCUUUUUCUUUUAAAUAUUUUUAAUAUUUGUCAAAUUAACUAGAUGAAUAAACAAAUCUAGUAUUAACCACAAUUAUGAAUUAAAUAAUUUUGAUUUAAUAAAAGGGAUAAUAUGAUUUCCAAUGUUUACUGUAGUGGUUUCUUGUACAGAUAACAUGUAUUUUUAAAGGAAAGAAAAACGGAAUUGAAGCUAUUUUUUCUUGCAUUUUUAAUUGACCUGGGGACAUUCCGUUUGACAUGUACUGAAGUUACCAUUUCUGGUUUUUUUCUCCUUAUUUUCCUUAUAAUGCUUGAAAUGUCUAACUAUUAAAAAAAGCUGUUGGAAAAUGUUAUGCAUGUUGUUUUAAAAGAAAAAGUGUUCUUUUUAUUUGACUGGCAAUUCAUUUUACACUCUAUAUAAUAAAAUUUCCACGAGUCAUCUUGUGGGCGAAGUAUUUUUAGUCUGUUUGCCUUCCAUUCGCUUCUGCCUCCCCCACCCCCUGUACCCCCGACUCCC